This is a messenger RNA of Mesorhabditis belari, 375 nucleotides long. The record is from the annotation of a GenBank genome assembly. Lineage: Eukaryota; Metazoa; Nematoda; Chromadorea; Rhabditida; Rhabditidae.
AUGGUCCAAUCGAUCCCACCCGGCGACAUCACCACUCAACCCAACGCCAAGAUCGUCUUCAAUGGCCCCUACGAGUUCAAGCACAACAUCAAGGUGAUCAACUCAAGCAAUCGUCGCAUUGGAUGGGCCCACACGGCAACCGAUAUGGAGCGUCUCGAAGUCGACCCACCAUGCGGUGUCUUGGACCCGAAGGAAGCCAUCUUAGUCGCGGUUUCAUGCAAUGCCUUCGACGUGAACUAUGAGGACACCAACAACGACCGCAUCACCAUCGAAUGGACCAACGCUCCCGACGGUGCCAGCAAGCAAUUCCGCCGCGAGUGGUUCCAAAGCCCCAAAAUCCUCCGUCGAAAGGAUCUCCUCAUCGAGUAUAAUCAC